Sciurus carolinensis (gray squirrel) is the source of this 9400-nucleotide messenger RNA. It is a transcript of the gene Tacc2, whose product is annotated as transforming acidic coiled-coil containing protein 2. Gene Ontology annotation, cellular component: cytoplasm. The record is from RefSeq and is a predicted model, not a curated record. The transcript is spliced from 24 exons. Lineage: Eukaryota; Metazoa; Chordata; Mammalia; Rodentia; Sciuridae. Gene Ontology annotation, biological process: mitotic spindle organization; cerebral cortex development; cell population proliferation. The coding region runs from base 180 to 8930 and encodes 2916 amino acids.
GGUGGAGACAGGUUGUUUGCCCGGCUGGUUGAGGUGGCUCAGGGCCUCGGCCUCUGAGUGGAAAAGGAGAAGCCUGGUUGCUGGAAAGCAGACUCUCUGGAGGCAGCAUUCAAAUUCCAGACCGGCCCCAAAGUUGCCCCUGACAAAAUUCCGAGGGACUCUGGACUCCUUGAGUCACCAUGGGAAACGAGAACAGCACCGCAGAGCACCAGAGGACUUCAUCAACUCUGAAUCCUAGAUCCGUGCAACCACCUGGGAUCGGUCAGAACACGAAAGGGAAGCAGGAGGACUCAUCCGGAAGCCCUGACCACGGGGACCCAUCCAGCGCUGGGCUCGGCAGCUCCCCCUCCACUUCUGAGAGUGCUGCCAGCUGGGAUCCGAGCAUCGUGUCCCCAGAGGUGACCGAGUCAAGGAAGUUCCUACAGGAAGCCAGGGGGCCAGGAGGUUCUCCACUGCCUGGCCCACUGCCAACCCGGGAGCAGGAGUGGCCCUGGAUCUCCACGCCCUUCACCGAGGGCCCCUCAGAAGCUUGCUUGGCAAGUCCUGAAGCUGCACCGGAAACUUCCCCAAGUGCCCCAGGGGAUGCCAUGGCAGCAUUUGCCCCAGAGGGGGACAGCUCUACUCAUCACAGCGUGACUGCCAUCGUCCCCAGUACUGGAUGUGACAAGGAGCCAAGGGAAGAGGCACAGAACUCCUCUUCCUCCAGCUGCGUUGACCAGUUGACAGGAAUUUCACCAGCCCCCCCUGGAGGGAUGCUGUGUGGAAAGGGUGGUGUUCCUGGUGGCUUAGAGUCCCAAGGGAAAGAGGCUGCAGGUUGCUGCUCCCCUGCAGAGUCCAGGCAAGGGCCAGCUUCUGUACGAGUGGCCACCAAGGUCCCAGAUGCUGCCCAGCUGUGCAAGGAGAGCUCAGCUAGCCUGGAGGAGUGCCCCCCAAGACCUGAGACCAUGGAAUCUCAAGGUCUAGCCACAGGAGCCUCAGACAGAGGAACAGGCCUAGCGGAGGUGCCGCCUCAGCAUUCAGCCGGUGACUUGGAAAUCCUCAGUGCCUGUGGUCCCUCCAGCAACCAUUCAGGCACUGCCCGCGAAGCUGAAGCAGAUUCUGCCUCCUGGGAAAGCUGCCAGAAGCAAAUGGGACCACCUCUGCCAUGCACAGAGCUGCCCCGGGACCCACCCAGUCCUUCUCUGGCUGCAGGAACCAGCAGUUCCUGGAAGAAGACUCUGGAUACCAGUGAUGCUCAGGGUCACUCACAAGAAACUGAGCCCCAUCAAGUCAUCUGUCAUGGUGGUCAGCCAGCUGGGGGUUUGCUGGUGAGGGCCCAGCCCUCUCCACUCACUCUGACUGAGGAAAUGCAUCCAGCUUCAAGCCUCAUUCCAUGUACAGAUGCCCAUAUUUCUGUCGCCAUAGAAGGAUCUAGAUGGUUGGCUAGGGAGACAUUUUCCAAGGCUGAGAUACCAGUUUCUGCAGAAGCAACCAAAAAUCUGAUGAAUACAGGGUUGGCAGGACUGGAGAAGGGAGCCUCAGUUCUUGGAAGAGAGAGAAAACACCCAGAAGAGAGGACUGGGGAGUUUCCUGGACCUUCACCUCAGGAGAGAGUAGAGUUCUGGAGCAGGGAGCAAAGUCACGUAGUCCCACCAGGGAUGCUGCUGCUCCCUCCUCCUCCUGGGACUUUGAGUGAAAGUACUGGAAGGUCAGAGUGGCUGAAGGAUGGAACCAAGGCCCCUGAGGAUGCUGAAGGUCCUGCUGUGGCUAGAGACAAAACCAGAUCAGCUGGAGAUGAUCCUAGGAGCCAGGAAGCUACCCCAGAACUACCUGAAAACCUGGGGGCGGAGGAGUCUCAGGCCUUCUGCUACAAGCCCAAUCCUAAGGGGGACAAAGAUGAAGUUUUGAAACCAAAUUGCAAUGAAAAAAUCAGAAUCCUUCCCAGCUCAGACUCAGCGCAGCCACCCAGGAAGAACGGUGCUGGACACGUAGAGAGGCCCGACUCUCAGUCAACAGAGGCAGGGCGGCAGGUGAUGGCCAACGCCCAUGUGACCACUGCAGCCACCUCACAGCACACGCUUCCUGAGGAGGAGCUGGUCCUGCCCCCAGCCCCAGAGGGAACUGAUGAGGAUGUUGUUCCUGAAGGAGCCACCUGGGAGAGGUCCAAAAGCCCCGAUUCACUUCAGGAUAGGGGGCAAUUGGGAAGAAUGGAGUCUCUUCCUGCUUUUGAAUCAGAGAAAUCAGAUUUCCUGUCAAAUCCUGCUGCAGAGGUUGUAUCCAAAGCUCAGGAGGUGAAGAACACAUUGGAAAAAAAGACAGCAGGCCACCUGUCCCCACAGAGGCCCUGCAGCUGUGAUGGGGAGACCUUGCUGACAUCCCCAGGCCCAUCCUCUGGGCUGGGGCACCAUACAGCUGGACAGGAAGUUCGUGCUGAUGUGCCAGACACUCCCUGUGAUGAGAACUCGGUAGUGGACGGUGGGCUUACGGUGUUCAGUCUGAAGGAGGAGUGUUGGGGAAACCCGCCCCACCCAGGGGACAGCUGGCCAAGAGGAGCUGCAUCUGAGAGGCCCCCACCACCUUCUGAGAACUGCCUCCAGCCACCGCAAUUAGACUCAGGAGCAACCAUCAUCGAUAUGCUCAGGGAGACAACUCAACCACAUGCACAAAGGAAAGAGGCUUAUCCAAGCAACCCAGGUGUGAAGACCCAGGAUGCAGGUCCUUCCCAAGUCCAUGUACCCACAGGGCCUCUGGAGGAUGUGUGUUCACCCUCCUGUGGAGGACAGGAGCAGGCAUCUGGAUCAGAACUUCAAAGUGCACUCCCCAGAGCUAGUCUCUGUGAUGCUCCAGGUUCGGUUCUAGAGAGUUCUCCAACUGAAGAGUCAGAAUCACCAACUCCAAUAGGACAGAAGUUGCCUGCAUUAGGAGAGAAUGGGCAAGAGGGAGCAGGUAGUGGUGGCCAUCUUUCAGGGGUCUUGCUUAAUGCAGGAGACACUUUAAAAGACUCUUCUCUUGCAGGGAACUUGGGUGGGGAGGGAAGCUGCUGUGCUGGGCAGGGGCUGAACAAGUCCCAACAGGAGCUGGGCGAUGCUGUGGAAGCAGGCAGCCAGCAUGAAGGGGCAUGCUGCUGGGAUGCGGGGGUUGCCGAGGUAGCUGACGCACGGCCCCCUCCCUCCGGCCUGCGUGAGGCAGAGAUGGCAAGUAGAGACACGGCGGGGGCCCCGCCUCAGCCACCUGACUCAGUGGCCCUCCUGGAUGCAGCGCUCUGUCUGGCAGCCCCGGCGCUGGCCAGCCCCAGAGUCACACCCACCCAGGAUGCUCCAGAGAGAGGGACCUGUGAUAAAGCCCAGGAAGACAGGCAGCAACCAGCGCCGGCCCCACAGCUGGAAAUGGAGUGCCCGGACACCUCGGCCACCACAGAUGCAGAGACCCACGAGCUUCUCGAGAGCUGCCCGUCAGCCGGGGAGCAAGCAGGUGAAGGCAGGGCUGCUGAAACUGGUGGGGGUGCCGGUGAAGGAGACCCAGCAAUGCAGCCAGCUCCAGAGGAGCCACUCACCGCUCCAGGGGGCGGCUUCGCCCACACUGAGCCCUGCCUUACCUCCAGGAACGGAGCAUCUACCUCCAUCCCCGGGGAGCCCUGCCCGACUGAGCAGCUCACGCCCAGCAGCCAGGAUGUCCUGCCACCAGCUGGAGAGCAGACUGGGAUGCCCAGAGGCGCAGAGGGCACUUCUGCCCACCAUGCUGGCCCUGACCCAGAGAGUCUCCUGCCCCCCGGGAAAGACGCUGCUCCUGACGCCCCUUACCUGCAUAUCGAUGGUGCUGCCAGGAAAGGAGCAGAAGGCAGUGGCCCGAAAGCUGUUUCCUCUGAGGGCCCCACGGAGGAGCCCCUGCCUGCCCUGGAAAAGGCUGCCUCUGUGAAGCUGCCAGCUGGCUCCCUCUUGCAACCGGAAGCUGCAGGUAGGGAAGGCCCUGCCAGCUCUGGAAGCCCCAAAGCGGGAAACAUGGGGGAACCCAUGGACUCCAUGCCCUACCUGGACAGGGCGCUUCUUCUGACCAAGGGCAAGCAGGUGACAGGGGAGGAGAAAGUGGCCGCAGCUCCAGACACCAGGCCCUGUGGGAUUCCAGCCUGUUCUGCCAGGGAGGACAGCAUGGUGGGUGGUGCAGCAAGAGAGACAGAGGGCAACAGGGAGCAGACAGUGGAGACGCCUCCAAGUCUGAGGAGGGGUGCACCAGGCGGUGCAGAGGCGAGCUCCAAGCAGCCCAGCGCCAUCGCGGGGCUCCCCGACUUCAGGGAGCCCAUCUCCAGGAUCUUUGAACAGUUCAUGCUUGGAGCCCUGACGGCUGCCCAGCCCCAGAAUGCACCCAGUGAGAAGGCGGGAGUUGGGAGGAGUGUGGUGGGCAAGGACCUCACUGUACUACUAAGCCUAGAGAAGCUUCUAGGUGGAACUCAAGGAAUGGCUGCAACCACUCUCCCUGCACCUCCUGCUGGACUCCAGGUGGAGAAGAAGUCAGAGUUGGCUGUCGAGGCUGAGAUUUCUCAUCUGGUGUCCCAGGAUAUAGCUCCAGACAAGUCGCUGGGUCUGGUGGGGACAGCCUUGGAGCAAAAUCAGCCAGCUGCCAGAGUUGAGGUGGCCCGUGUACCACUCACAGCAAGAAGUGAGAGGCCAGAGGGGCCUGGAGAGGCCUGGCCAGACCCGGGAGCCCAGGUUCACUCACACCUGGGGAGGGGUGGGCAGGCACUAGCUUCAGGCCUUUCCUCACCAGGAGCUGCUCAGGGGACAUCUUUAGAGAGAGCUGCUGAUUUCCAGGUGGCUUCCCAGCACCAUGGAGAAGAGGCCGCCAUUCAAGACGACAGGAUUCCUUCUGGAAAACAGCACCAGGAAACACUGGUCUCUGACAGUCACCGUAGAGAAGGUGGUACGGAGGACUUUGCUCACACAGUAGGUUCAGGUGACGUUCCGGGAUCUACCUGUGCUCUGGAAGCCUCUUCUCCUUGUGGGGAUGUUUUGAUUGUGCCUGAAGCUAAAAGUGACCUGCUUGAGGGUGAAAGGAAGUCUGAAGCUGCUGCCAGCAUCCUGGAAAUGCAGAAUGGCUCUGGCCACCAGAGCAUUCCUGAGCCACUGGCUGGAGAGGUGCUGGACACUCCCCAGGAGCCCAGCAAGGUGGCAGGAGCUGCUGGGGAAGAGAAGGGUGACAUCAUGUUGAGUGCAGCUGAGACACGGGCACAUGCAUCUGGUGACCUGCCAGAAACAGGUACUACAAGGAUGCUCUCUGGCGUAGCUCAUGACUCAGUGCUGCCAGGGAGCUGUCAGGCGAUGGAGGACACAGCUGCCCUGCGAGGGGACAGCCCAACUGGGCACCAGCUGGCCAAGGAGCAGUUGGGGCCUGAGCUCCCUGCUCCUGCUGGGCACAAGGAGGUGCGCAUCUCAUCCCCGGAGCCUGAUGACACUGGAGACCCGAAGCCACAACACUUGGCUCCAGAAGAGCAACCUGCUGACAGAAAGAGCCCCAGGCCUGGCCCAGCUACCUUGCCUACGGUUCCUGAGAAGGAUGCUUCAAGAUUCCCUUCAGAUGAGACCAGCUGUGUGGGAGGACCAGAAAGCACGCCUGCAGCAGCUGAGGUCACCCGGCCAGCUGCACUCCCAGACCUGGGAAACCCGCCCCUAGUGGCCUCUUCCCGCCAUGAUGACACCAUCCACCAGGUUUCCACGGGUCUGACAGCCCAGAGCACCUCCCCAGCUGCUGCCCACACGGGUCUUGCUGCCCCGGCCUCAGACCAUGCAGCUUUGCCUUCUACCUCAGCUGGCCACGGAGUAGACGUUUCCUCCUGCCAGGAUCUGGCCAAGGACAUAAGCAGGAGUUCUGACUCUGAAGAAGCAUUUGAGACCCCGGAGUCAACCACCCCUGUCAAAGCUCCACCAGCCCCACCCCCACCACCCCCGGAAGUCAUCCCAGAGCCCGAGGUCAGCGCACCACCAGCUCCAGAAGAACCAGGAUGUGGCUCUGAGACGGCCGCCGUCCCUGAUGGCCCACGCAGCGACUCGGUGGAAGGAAGCCCCUUCCGUCCCCCGCACUCCUCCUCCGCCGUCUUCGACGAAGACAAGCCGAUAGCCAGCAGCGGGACUUACAACCUGGACUUCGACAACAUCGAGCUGGUCGAUAACCUCCCGAGCUUGGAGCCCUCGGAGUGCAAGGCCAGCGCGCGGAGGAAGUCCACCGAGUCCGUGGCCCCCUCCAAGUCCACGCUGUCCCGCUCCCUCAGCCUGCAAGCCGGUGACUUCGACGGUGCUUCCUGCUCGGGCGGCCCCGAGGCCGCAGCCCUCGCCCCGGACGCAGGCAGCACCGGCUCCUGCAGCGCCUCCAGCACCCUUAAGCGAACUAAAAAGCCCAGGCCGCCGUCCCUGAAAAAGAAACAGACCCCCAAGAAGCCCCCGGAAGCGCCCCCAGUGAAGGAGACCCACCAGGAGCCAGCGGAAGAGAGCCCCGUCCCCGGCGAGGAGUACCUGGCCUCGGAGACGAAGACGGAGCCCGCGGCCACGGAGGGCUCGGGGUCCGCCUCGUCAGAAGAGACGCCCCUGGAGCCUGCCGCUGUGCCCACGGCCGCCUGUCCCCUGGACCCGGAGUGUGUGGCUGCCGGAGGUGGCAGGGUGCAGAACUCGCCCCCUGUUGGGAGGAAAUCGCUGCCUCUUACCACGGCCCCCGAGGCCACGGAGGCGACCCCGUCGGAUAGUGGGGGACAGGAGGACUCCCCAGCCAGAGGGCUGUCAGUGAGGCUGGAGUUUGACUAUUCUGAGGACAAGGGUAGUUGGGACAACCAGCAGGAAAACCCCCCUCCUACCAAAAAGAUAGGCAAAAAGCCUGUUGCCAAAAUGCCCCUAAGGAGGCCAAAGAUGAAGAAGACCCCCGAGAAACCCGACAACACUCCUGCCUCACCUCCCAGAUCCCCCGUUGACCCCAGUGACAUCCCUGUUGCUAAAGGUACCUACACCUUUGAUAUUGACAAGUGGGAUGACCCCAAUUUUAACCCUUUUUCUUCCACCUCAAAAAUGCAGGAGUCUCCCAAACUGCCCCAACAGUCGUAUAACUUUGACCCAGACGCCUGUGACGAGUCCCUCGAUCCCUUUAAGACAUCCUCUAAGACCCCGAGCUCACCUUCUAAAUCCCCAGCCUCCUUUGAGAUCCCAGCCAGUGCCAUCGAAGCCAAUGGAGUGGAUGGGGACGGGCUGAACAAGCCCGCCAAGAAGAAGAAGACGCCUCUGAAGACGAUGGUUGAAGAUGUGAUGUCUGUGUGUUCUCUGUUUGACACAUUUAGGGUGAAAAAGUCGCCAAAACGAUGUCCUCUCUCUGAUCCACCCUCUCAGGACCCUACUCCAGCCGCGACACCAGAAACACCACCGGUGAUCUCUGCAGUGGUCCACGCGACAGAUGAGGAAAAGCUGGCGGUCACCAAUCAGAAGUGGACAUGCAUGACGGUGGACCUGGAGGCUGACAAACAGGACUUCCCACAGCCCUCGGACCUGUCCACCUUUGUAAAUGAGACCAAAUUCAAUUCGCCCACAGAGGGUAAGCAACUCGGUGGCCGGCCGGAACCCCUCCCUGCCUUGGAGAAUGCUGCCUCUAGGGAGCAGAGGGCCAGGAAAGGCCCUUCUCACCCAGAGUUGGAUUACAGAAACUCCUAUGAAAUUGAAUAUAUGGAAAAACUCGGCUCCUCCUUACCUCAGGUCGAUGAUGCCCCGGAGAAGCAAGCCUUGUACCUUAUGUUCGACACCUCUCAGGAGAGCCCCGUCAAGUCUCCCACCCGGAUGUCAGAGCCCCCGACGCCGUGUUCAGGGUCAAGUUUUGAGGAAACCGAAGCCCUUGUCAAUGCUGCAGCAAAAAUCCAGCGUCCUGUUUCACGAGGGCUGGCCUCCAGCCAAGAGCCACAUUUACAGGUGCCAGAGAAGUCCUCCCAGAAAGAACUGGAGGCCAUGGCCUUGGGCACCUCUUCAGAGGCGAUUGAAAUAACAGCUCCUGAGGGUGCCUUUGCCUCUGCUGAUGCCCUUCUCAGCAGGCUGGCCCACCCCGCCUCUCUCUGUGGUGCGCUUGACUAUCUGGAACCCGACUUAGCAGAAAAGAACCCCCCAGUAUUUGCUCAGAAACUUCAGGAGGAGUUAGAAUUUGCCAUCAUGCGGAUAGAAGCCCUGAAGCUGGCCAGGCAGAUCGCCCUGGCUUCCCGCAGCCACCAGGACGCCAAGAGAGAAGCUGCUCACCCACCAGAUGUCUCCAUCUCCAAAACAGCCUUGUACUCCCGCAUCGGGACCUCGGAGGUGGAGAAGCCGGCAGGCCUCCUGUUCCAGCAGCCGGACCUGGACUCUGCGCUCCAGGUCGCCCGAGCAGAGGUCCUGACCAAGGAGAGAGAGGUCUCGGAGUGGAAAGAGAAAUACGAAGAAAGCAGGCGUGAGGUGAUGGAAAUGAGGAAGAUCGUGGCUGAGUAUGAGAAGACCAUCGCACAGAUGAUAGAGGAUGAACAGAGGGAGAAGUCCGUCUCCCACCAAACGGUGCAGCAGCUGGUCCUGGAGAAGGAGCAGGCCCUGGCCGACCUGAACUCCGUGGAGAAGUCUCUGGCUGACCUUUUCAGGAGAUACGAGAAGAUGAAGGAGGUCCUAGAAGGUUUCCGCAAGAAUGAAGAGGUGCUAAAGAAAUGUGCACAGGAGUACCUGUCCCGAGUGAAGAAGGAGGAGCAGAGGUACCAGGCCCUGAAGGUGCACGCGGAGGAGAAACUGGACAGGGCCAAUGCUGAAAUUGCCCAGGUCCGAGGAAAGGCCCAGCAGGAGCAGGCCGCCUACCAGGCCAGCUUGCGGAAGGAGCAGCUGCGAGUGGAUGCUCUGGAAAGGACACUGGAGCAGAAGAAUAAAGAGAUAGAAGAACUCACCAAGAUUUGUGAUGAACUGAUUGCCAAAAUGGGGAAAAGCUAACUUUGAACCAAAUGCUGGGACUUGACCGUUGCGUGCAAUAUGGCCGUCGGCACACUGCCGUCCUUCCACCCACACGGACAGGUUCUGUCUUCACUUUUCGUAUGCACUACUGUAUUUCCUUUCUAAAUAAAGUUGGUUUGAUUGUAUGCAGUGCUAAGGAGACUAUCAGGAUUUCUUGCUAUUGGUUUGCAUUUUCCUAGUAUAAUUCAUAGCAAGUUGACCUCAGAGUUCCUGUAUCAGGGAGAUUGUCUGAUUCUCUAAUAAACACAUUGCUGACCUUGGUCUUGCCCUUUGUACACGAAUUCCCAGAUGAGCAGGUUGGAUUUCAUAUGAACAUGUACAGCGUGCAUAGGGACUCUUGCCUUAAGGAGUGUAAACUUGAUCUGCAUUUGCUGAUUUGUUUUAAAAAAAAAAAUGCAUGUUUCAAAUAAAAUUCUCUAUUGUAAAUAAAUUUUUUUCUUUGGAUCUUG